CGGCGACGCUUUCAUCGCGGACCCCAGAAACCACCUCUCCCAGUGCCAGGCGCUGCUGAACAAGAUCACGGCCGUGAACCCACAGACGGAGAUUGACGGGGUCCGCAACAUCUGGAUCAUCAAGCCGGCGGCCAACGCCAUCCACCUGUGCAACAACUCCAUCCAGAAGCACCUCAAGAACGACAAGGACCGCAGCCCGCUGCUGCCCUGCCACAACAUGUGGACCAGCACCCGGUUCCAAGAGUACCUGCAGCGGCGGGGCCGCGGCGCCGUGUGGGGCACCGUCAUCUACCCCGCCAUGAAGCGCGCCAUCGCCGACACCAUGAAGGUGGGGCAGGACCACGUGGAGGCGCGCAAGAACAGCUUCGAGCUCUAUGGUGCAGACUUCGUCCUGGGGCGCGACUUCAAGCCCUGGCUGAUCGAGAUCAACUCCAGCCCCACCAUGCACCCGUCCACGCCCGUCACGGCGCAGCUGUGCGCGCAGGUGCAAGAGGACACCAUCAAGGUGGUGGUGGACCGCAAGCUUGACCGCAACUGCGACGUGGGCGACUUCGAGCUGCUGUGGAGACAGCCCGCGGUGGACCUGCCGCCGUUCCACGGCUCCGACCUCUGCGUGGAAGGCGUCAGCCUGAGGAGAGCCAAGCAGCCGGUGCCGCCCGUUUCCAGCGCACACUUGCCGUCGUCGCUCUCGAACAUUCAGCCACUAAAAACACGGUGCCCCUCGGCCGCGCCGGACCGACCCCCGGCCACGGCGGUCCAGCAAGACUUAAAACUGCAGGACGAAAAGGUCCUGCCCUGCGCCUUGCCCGCGCCCCUGAAGCCGCCGGCGGAGAGGGGCUCCAGG
Molecule: messenger RNA, 844 nt
Organism: Condylura cristata (star-nosed mole)
Lineage: Eukaryota; Metazoa; Chordata; Mammalia; Eulipotyphla; Talpidae
Product: protein monoglycylase TTLL8-like
Exons: 3
Biological process (GO): cilium assembly; cilium movement; protein polyglycylation
Cellular component (GO): cilium
Molecular function (GO): protein-glycine ligase activity, initiating
Source: RefSeq, a predicted model, not a curated record